Molecule: messenger RNA, 462 nt
Organism: Oppiella nova
Lineage: Eukaryota; Metazoa; Arthropoda; Arachnida; Sarcoptiformes; Oppiidae
Source: the annotation of a GenBank genome assembly
AUGUGUGAUGCUGAAUCUGAAUUUGUUGAAGGACAGCCGUUAAAACUGCUUCCAGAAAUGGAGAUCAAUUUUGAUGAAGUUUUAGCGCCAGGCGAUUUACUUUAUGUUCCACCAGGAUUGUCGCAUUACGGUGUAGCAGAAGACGAUUGCCUAACCUACUCUUUUGGUUUCCGUAUGCCAAAUAUUGCCGACAUGAUGGACCGUGUCAGCGAUAAAUUUGUCGAAGACCAACAACUACGUAAUCCGCUUAUCGACAUCUUACGGAAUAAACAAAACCCGAUUGGGCAAGUGACACAAGCUGAACUCAAUUAUUUAAAGGCUGAAUUGUUGUCGAAAUUAAACAAUUCUAAAGUGUUAGAAGAUGCCAUUAUGAGUCUAAUGGCUGAAGCAAAAUGCAUGGAAGAAAUCCGCAUUACAGAACAACUUCUUCUCACGCCACAUCACUUCUUCACAACGUACUGA